GUACACAAUAAUUAUUAAUAAUUUAACAACAAACAAACACAAACGAAAAUACAUUUGUAUAUAUUUUCAUCUUAAAAUCUUUUUUAUUUGCUUAGAUUGUGAAAGGGGGAAGAGAGAAAAAAACCUUCAUUUAAAACCUUCCUCAGUCAACUUGGCGCUUACUUAGUAGAUAAGAGGCCUUUACACACCACACAGACAGAGGAACAUAUAUAUAUAUUUAUACAUAUACACACACAAGCACAUGCAGGCAGAAAACAUACACACUGACAAUUUCAUACACACACACACGUAUAUAUACACCACCCGCAUGUGCACGUUUUCACACUUUCACACAUGGUAGGGAAGACAAGCAGAAGUGAUGUUUUGACCUGACAUAAAUACUACUACAAGCCAAAAACACACCGUUUAAUAUCAUCAAUAAUAAACCCCACAGCCUUUUCCCUGUGAAUGUGUCUAAUUAAAACUUGUGUUUACAUAAUUAUCUAAUCUCCCCUAUCACCUCCAACUGUCUUGAUCACUUUUGAUUUUUAAUUAAUUUUUCAGUUAUAUUUAAGGUCCCCCCUCUUCUGUAUUUACACAGGUUAAACUGUAUGUGUAAUAAUAUAAAUAUAUAUAUGUGUGCGUUUUUAGAUAGAUAUUCGUUUUUCUCCCUUUAAAUAGAUAAUUGAACAAUUGUUUUCUUGUUCGGAGGCAUUCACUUCACAUACAUACCCGAAACACGCAUAUAUAUAUGUAUAAAAUAUAUUUAAGCAUUACAGAGAGGACGUCCAAAUUUAUAUACACAAAACAAAAUAAGGCUGUACAUUACUAAGCAAUAUAUAUACGCAUUGUGUAUGUGUGUGGGUAUAUAUAUAUAUAUAUAUAUAUAUAUAUACACACAUUAUCUAAAUCUACAACCGUACACAUGUGUACUCCUCUGCUCUUCCCUGCCCACUCUAUAUAUACUCCUUACUAUCAAAAGAGACAGACAGACAGACACCCGGCCAAAACAGUCUAUAUAUAACUGCUCUGACACAGGAUAUAACGGGUGGUGUAAUACUCUAGGACACCUUUGAUAAACAACCGUUUUGUCCCUUGAAAAUUCUUACAACAGAUAGUUUUUUUUUUUCCUUAUAUAUAUAUAUAUUUCCCCCCGCUUCUGUCUGAUUAAUUGAGGGAGAACAUUAAGUUUAUAAACUCUUUUUAUUUUUGUUGUUAUUAUUUAUAUAUAACACUCAAUAAGGAGAACAAAAAAAAAUGAGUGUUUGCAUGUUAUGCACAAUAUGCAUGUAUAUUAGUUUUCCUUGACGCGAAAUAACCAAAUUCACAUUUUUUGACACCCUUUUCUGUGAACUUCAACAUUGUUUUAGCAAAUUCACUAAGGAACAACUACAGACAACAAAAGGUAGCGUGUGAAUACCUAUAUAAUAAUCUCCACCCUUAAAACCGCAGCAGACACUCCUCCGUCUAUACAAUAUAUAUAAUUCGGUGCAUUGAUUGUGAUUAAUUACUUUUUGGAUUUGCUUUUAUUUCUCAUUCUUAAUCCGAAACUUGUCGGCCGCAGAUGUCUGGAGUUACGAAAACCAAAGACAGCGAUAAUGCUGUUCUAAAACAUUCUUUCUUUCUUCAUACUUGUCUUUCGGGUGACAUUCGUCAGCACCCGAAGCGCAGGAACACCCCGGCUCCACUCAAUUUAGUUAACACAGGUGCUGUUCGCGUCGAUACUGAUCAAGAUACACCAACUCUUCAUCGAUCUCUCAACUCACGUGACACUGAAGAAAUGGUUCAGUCUCCUACAUCUCCCACACUCUCUGAUUCCAGCCGAUAUUCAGACAUUAUGGGUGCCGAGUAUCAUCUCACAAAGCGACUUUGCACACAAGCAGCUCACACAAAAUCCAAAGGUAUGGAAUCCAACAUCACACUUUGGCAGUUCCUUCUGGAACUUCUCCUCAGCCACCAGCAUCGCAACAUUAUCCAGUGGACCAACAACGACGGUGAAUUCAAGCUGGUGAACGCCGAGGAAGUUGCCAAACUCUGGGGCUUGCGCAAAAACAAGAACAACAUGAACUAUGACAAGCUCAGCCGGGCCCUUCGCUAUUACUACGACAAGAACAUCAUCAAAAAGGUCAUGGGCCAAAAAUUCGUCUACAAAUUCGUUUCGUUCCCCGAAAUUGAAAAAAUCGAAAGUAAAAUUCCGUUCAAAGUGAAAAUGGAAAGCCUAGCCAUGGAGUAUGGCCAACGGGUCUAUCCGCAUUUCGUUGCACCCACCAAUCUAGAGAACAGAGCUGCUGCAAGUGUUUGGCAUCAUCCUUCUAAUUCUGCUGCUGUCGCCGCUGCUUCGAUGGGGAGCGAACACAGAUCUGGGAUAAAGCUAGAGUCACACGAAAGGGAUUCCAGCAAGUCUCAGUAUUCAGAAAAGAAAGUCGAUUUUCCGUCGCCAUUGUCGUUAUCAUCAACGUCAUCACUUUCGUCAUAUUCAUCGUCUCCGACGUCGUCGACGUCAUCGCCCCUGCUGACACCUACGUCAUCGUUGUCAUCACCGUCGUCGUCGUCUUCUUCGCCGAUGUCAUCGUCAUCGCCUUCUUCUUUGUCCACGUCGUUAUCUUUGUCGUCGUCAUCGUCGGCGGCGGAGGAACGGCGUGAAGCGGCACAUCGCAAGCAGAGCCACAGCCCGUCGUCCUCGUCCUCGGUGUUGACCCCGGCACGACCCAAACCCAUCCCGCUCAACCUGCACGUCGACGCGCCGUCCUCUUCUGCUCUGUCCCCGGGGACGUCACUUCCGAUCCCGAGUCCCACGCUCAAAGUGUCAUCAUCCUAUUCCAACAUCCACACGCCCAUCUUUCUGGCGUCUCCCCUCCUUAGUCAUCGGACACCCUUCCUACAUUUCUGGAGCUCGCUGAGCCCCUUGACGACGUUGAGCCCUCGCUACAAUUCCGCAAGCGCCUUCCAGUUUCCUAGCUAUGCCGGUCCACACAUGCCAUUGACCGUGGGGCUGACCAGUUACAAUAACAUGGACGGUCUCUCCUCCCCCGUACUCGUCUCCUCUCCCACCAGAACUAUCCCAGUGUUAUAACAAUAGACGAACCACCAACAAACACAACUCCCCCCCAUUCGUCCGCAUCCAAACAAAUCACAGACCUUAUUUCCCAGGGACUCUUCAACUUCAGUUUUUCCCUUUCCUUUUCUUUAAAAAAAAAAGAAUAAAUUUCCUUUCCCUCCCUCCCCACACCACUCACAUCACCCCCUUUCUUCCCCUUUAUCCCCCCCCCACUGACUUUUGGUGACAUAAGCGUGACAUUUCAUUUCUGACUAUAUUGUUGUACAUAAAACUUCACUUAAAUUCAAUUUGGCCCUCAACUCCAACAGACAACACACACAUACGCAGAAGCCACAACCUUCUUGUAAAUCUUAUUAUUACACAAUACACAAUUGAUUACCAAACACAUUUGUUCUACAAACUAUUAUUGCACGCAAACAUACACACACACAUAUAUAAGAUGGCUGUCCUCUCGUGUUAGAGAAAGACCGUCACCUGACAACGAAAACCACAAAAAUCAGUCGUGCUGCCUGAUUCGACUGUUGCCCUUGUGAACUACAUAUUGUAAUCACUUUGGAGGGUGGGGGGCUUUCAGAUAACAAUAACCGGCUGCUCAUAUUAUCUGCAAUUGCAAUAAGCGGUUUUCCCCUUGUAUAUACGUACGAACACAAAAAUUACGUAUGGUUUUGUGAGAAGAUGUCGAACAAUUUACUCUGAAAGCUGGGAGACAAAAA
Octopus sinensis (East Asian common octopus) is the source of this 3750-nucleotide messenger RNA. Its product is annotated as ETS domain-containing protein Elk-3-like. Bases 1544 to 3052 code for a protein of 502 amino acids. Gene Ontology annotation, molecular function: sequence-specific DNA binding; DNA-binding transcription factor activity, RNA polymerase II-specific. The transcript is spliced from 4 exons. NCBI's taxonomy places the organism in Eukaryota, Metazoa, Mollusca, Cephalopoda, Octopoda, Octopodidae. Gene Ontology annotation, cellular component: nucleus. Gene Ontology annotation, biological process: cell differentiation; regulation of transcription by RNA polymerase II. The record is from RefSeq and is a predicted model, not a curated record.